AUGCGGUCAUCUCUUUUGACGGGCGCCAUUGCGGCGGCCCUGAGCUUUUCCGGUUAUGCUGCCGCCGCCGACGCUGAGGCGUGGAAGUCCCGAUCCAUCUACCAGGUCAUGAUCGACCGUUUCGCUCGCGACGACGGCGGUUCGGUCGACUGCAAGCUGUACGAGUUUUGCGGUGGUACUUGGAAGGGCCUUACCAACAAGUUGGAUUAUAUCCAAGGUAUGGGCUUCGAUGCCAUCCAGAUCAGCCCCGUCAUCAAGAACGAGGAUAAGAACACCGCCGUUGGCGAGCCCUACCACGGUUACUGGUCGCAGGAUCUCACCCAGGUCAACCCCAAAUUCGGUACCGAGGAGGACCUCAAGAACCUCAUUGAUGAGAUCCACAAGCGUGACAUGUUCCUCAUGGUUGACGUUGUCGUGAACCACAUGGCGCAAGAGUUCGACAACGUUGUGCCCCCCAAGGUCGACUACUCCGUGUUCAAGCCGUUCAACGACAAGAAAUACUUCCACCCGUACUGCAACGUUACCGAGUGGGAGAACGCCACCAACAUCCAGGACUGCUGGCUCUAUCCCUAUGGCAUUGCUCUCGCCGAUCUCAAGACCGAGUCCCCCGAUGUUGUCAGCCUUUUCACCAAGUGGAUCAAGAAUCUCGUCUCGACCUAUUCCAUCGAUGGUCUCCGUAUCGAUGCCGCCAAGCACGUCAACGAUGAGUUCCUGCCCCAAUUUGUCCAGGCUUCCGGCGUUUUCGCUCUCGGUGAGGUUUUGACCGGUGUCACCGAGGACAUGUGCCGCUACCAGAACAAGUCCAAGAACCUCCUCCCCGGCAUGCCCAACUACCUCGACUACUAUCCCUUGAACGCGGCCUUCAACGGCGGUUCCUUUGAGCGCCUCGGCGAGAUCCGCGCCCAGGCCCAAGACAGCUGCAACGACACUCUUGCCCUCGGUACCUUCAUCGAGAACCACGAUAUGCCUCGCUUUGCCAGCCAGAACCAAGAUAUGGCCCUCGCCAAGAACGCCAUGACCUACGUUAUCAUGAACGACGGUAUCCCUACUGUCUACCAAGGUCAGGAGCAGCACUUCACGGGCGGCGCGACCCCUGAGAACCGCGAGCCCCUCUGGAGGUCCAGCUACAACACCUCGGCGCCCCUCUACGUUCUUGCCCAGACCCUCAACAAGGUCCGCAAGAACGCCAUCAAGCAGUCGCCUACCUACGUCAAGCAGACGUCCAAUGUCCUGAUUGCCGACACCAACCACUUCUGCCAGCAAAAGGGCCCCGCCGAGAACUCGGUCGUGUUCUGCGUCACCAACAAGUCGUCCAAGGGCGACAGCUACCAGAUGUCCGUUGGCGGCUUCCGCGACUCUGACGAGGUUGUCGAGGUCCUCAGCUGCGCCACGACCACUGCCGACGGCCUCGGCCAGAUCACCGCCUACAUGGGCGCUGGCGAACCCAAGGUCUGGGUCAAGAAGUCUGCUCUUGAGGGCACCGAUAUCUGCACCAAGACCACCGUUGACGGCCCCAAGGAGGAGAAUGGCGCUGUCUCCAAGGGCGCCGCCACCGGUGUCCUGAUGGCUGCCGUUCUCGGAACUGCUAGCUUGCUCCUUUAA
Neurospora hispaniola is the source of this 1602-nucleotide messenger RNA. RefSeq names its product glycoside hydrolase superfamily. NCBI's taxonomy places the organism in Eukaryota, Fungi, Ascomycota, Sordariomycetes, Sordariales, Sordariaceae. The record is from RefSeq and is a predicted model, not a curated record. Gene Ontology annotation, biological process: carbohydrate catabolic process. The transcript has 3 exons. Gene Ontology annotation, molecular function: calcium ion binding; alpha-amylase activity. Bases 1 to 1602 code for a protein of 533 amino acids.